AUGCCUCCAAAGAAAGCACAACCACCUGCCACUCAUCUCUCUAACACCCCGCUCGCCCUCCCCGCAUUCCUCAAGAUGCUCACUUCAUCAGGCAUGUCUAUGCAGGAUAGCAUGUCCGUAGCUUCUAAAAUUUUCAAGGAGUACAACACUCCUGCGAAGCUUGCGACUCUCACAACUCCGAAGCUCACCGCCCUUAAGGUGGAUGACAAGGACCAGAGAACGAAGGUAUUGGCAGCGUUACGCAAGGCAGGGUACAAAACGAAAGAGGUAGAUGUACCACAACCUGUUCCUGAACCUGAGCUAGCGUCGUCUUCAAAACCCACUCGAAAACGGCGACGAGAUGAUGACUUGAAUGACGACCUUGCUCCCGGGCUACGAAGAAAAGGUUCAGAGUAUGCCAGCCUCGACUUUGGUGAAAUUUUAGAAGAAGAUAUCUUGACUACACGAACCGUUGUCAUCAACCGGGCUCCGGUGAUGGCCGCAUGGGCGACAAUAGUGUGUGAACGAAUAGGAUUCAAGCGAGAAGAGGCGUUGAGUAUUGGCUCAGUGUACACUGAAAUGAAUGCAACAUCGAAGGGCAUAUCAUUGGGAAUAUUUGACAAGUUAAAGGAAAAGGAGAGCACUGUGGGAUCCGCGCAACCAUUUGUGACCCUCAUGGACCGAAAACCCGUCAUGAAACUGCCCAAUGAUGAUUGGAGAGGACUCAUACGAGGAGAGGCUGUGGAGCCCGUAGCUGCAUUUGGGUACAUCCACCGUGCGAUGCGACAAACGCUGCCUUACGUCAUGGGCGCCAUGCGAUUACUUUCAUUAUCUUUCACCCCUGAGACACUCAACAAUCGGGGCUAUGGCCUGUACUGUGAAUUCCGGCCUAGCGUCGAAGGAUGGGGCAAAAGGGCAGAGAUGCGCAUAUCGGACAUCCUGGGACUGAGACCUGGGGUUAUCAGUGGGACUGCUACCGCAGCCGUCCCUGAGAAACCAGAUCCCGCAGGCGAUGGCCAGUCACCUAAAAGGAGCACCAAGGUGGAGCACGGCGGAGGUGCUGGUGAGCAGACGACCACCUCGUCGUCUCCCACGCGUUCGAUAUCGCCACCUGCGCUGGAGCAAGCAGACACGGCGGAGGCCCUUGUGCCGUCGCCGAAACGAGCGCGCCGAGGAACCCGGGAAUUCAUCAAGAGUGGCGAUGUGGAGGGGAACGCACGGGCACCGGAGGCUGCCGGCUCGACGGCUGAAGGAGGCGCGGAAGCCCCGGAACGGCUCUAG
This is a messenger RNA of Dacryopinax primogenitus, 1260 nucleotides long. RefSeq lists its product as uncharacterized. NCBI's taxonomy places the organism in Eukaryota, Fungi, Basidiomycota, Dacrymycetes, Dacrymycetales, Dacrymycetaceae. The transcript is spliced from 6 exons. The record is from RefSeq and is a predicted model, not a curated record. Bases 1 to 1260 code for a protein of 419 amino acids.